Messenger RNA from Humulus lupulus (European hop), 1717 nucleotides. RefSeq names its product transcription factor MYB83-like. The record is from RefSeq and is a predicted model, not a curated record. The transcript has 2 exons. The coding region runs from base 202 to 1311 and encodes 369 amino acids. Lineage: Eukaryota; Viridiplantae; Streptophyta; Magnoliopsida; Rosales; Cannabaceae.
CUCUGUCUUUCUUGGAUCGAUCAAUGGAGGUCCCCCUCCAAUCCGUUUCCCACUCCACCCCAUAUAUCAUCAACCAACAACAACACAAUCUCUAGCUCUCUCUCUCUCUUUCUCUCUCUCUCUCUUUCUUGAUCAUAUUCAUAUAUAUUUUGAUCUCCAUAUAUUCAAAACACUAGCUACUCGCUUGUUGUUAUUAUUAUUAUGAGGAAGGGUAAUUCAGAUUAUGACGAUGACAGUGGUAGUGGAAGGUCAAGCAGUAAAAAUAAUAGUAAUAAGAAAGUGGUGGCGGCGAUGAGAAAAGGGCUGUGGUCGCCGGAGGAAGACGAGAGGCUGAUGAGGUACAUGUUGACCAACGGUCAAGGGUGUUGGAGUGACAUUGCUAGGAAUGCCGGUCUUCAGAGGUGUGGGAAGAGUUGUCGUUUGCGUUGGAUUAAUUACUUGAGGCCUGAUCUUAAGCGUGGUGCUUUCUCUCCUCAAGAGGAACAUCUUAUUCUUCAUCUUCAUUCCAUUCUUGGCAACAGGUGGUCACAAAUAGCAGCUCGUCUACCUGGAAGAACGGACAACGAAAUAAAGAAUUUUUGGAACUCAACACUAAAGAAAAGGUUGAAAUUAGUCAACAACAACACAUCCACCACUACUACUACUACUACGACAACAUCAUCAUCAUCACCAAACGACAGCAAUUCAUCAGAACAAGAUCAACCACCACCACCACCAUUAUUCACAGCAGACCACCCCGUCCUCAACAACAACAACAACGUUGGAGAUCAAGCACAACAACCGAUGCUCACGCAACAGGUUCCCAUGCACUCGGACUACUACUACUACGACUACUCAUCCUGCUCUUCAUCCACCACGACAGUUCCUGGUCAGUUUGACCCUUUCUGCACGCACAUUAUUCCAGAUUACACUACUCCUACUACUACUACUACUACUACUACUCAUAAUGCAGACAGCUUUGGCUAUCAUAAUUCAUCAUCAGAUCAUCAUAAUCAUAUCAUUAAUCUUGGAGAUUAUGGGGUUUUGGAGACUGCUCGUGAUCAUGAUCAUGAUCAGUGCUUAUUUGGUCUUCCUCAACUGGAGAGUUGUAGAACCAAAAUUGAAGAGAAUCAUCAUCAUCAUCAUCACAAUAUGGCCUCAUUAACUGAUAUCAGAGCAAGUACUACUACUACUAAUAAUAAUAGUAGUAUUAGUAUUGGACAUGAUCAUCACCAACUACAAGGAGAAAACUUGAAAUUUGGAGAAUGGGAUUUGGAGGGUUUGAUGAUGCAAGAUAUAUCUUCCUUCUCUUUCCUUGAUUUCCAAGGCUAAUAUAACACCCCAAUUGGACCCCCAUUUCAACUCUUCUUAAAAUCCUCUUUUUUUUUUUGGUCAAAGAUUCCAUUUUUUCAAUACCCUUUUGAGUUUUGAUAUUCCUUUUUCAAACAAAAAAGCCUUUUUUCUUUUUUCUUUUCUUUAUUUGUUGUCUUCUUUUGAUGUCCAUAUACAUAGCUUAUUAGAUCGACCACAGAGAAAAGAGAGCUUUUGUUAUACGUUUUCAGGCAGAAUUGGUUGGUGCAAUAAUCAUCGUUCCAUACUGAAAGAGAGAAAAUGUGAUUAUAGUGUACUAUAUAUAUAUAUAUAUACAUAUAUACAAGUAUAGAAGUUGUACUUGUACGUAGAGAUAUUCAAUAUAUAUAGAGAGAGAAUAAAAUAUUAUUAAUAAUUUGUUGGUGCU